CUGCGCUCACCCUUGGAAGCUAACCAUGGGCCCCCCAAGGGCCAUGUUGCCGGGACUCGAUGCUGUCUGUGGGCCAUGGGGAUAAAAGACUCUGGGGAAAUGCCUGAUUUCCCCCAAGAAAGAGCUUCAGCCCGUCCCAGGCCUGGGGUUGCUCGCAAGAAGGAGCUGGAGCCACGUACCAGGGUGUCAUGGAGGGGAGCAGUUGGGCAGCCUGGCUGGGUUCAGAAUGUCUUGGGUGUGCAACAUAGUAUCACGGAAAGGGUCCAGUCCUUGCUUAGCUUCAGUGUUUUUUAUCUCUGUAACUGGGAAAUGAAGUCUGCCCCCUGCCAGGGCCAUGUGGGGCGCGAGGUGAUCCCCCCGGCACGUCUGUGUUUCAGACUGAGCUGAGGCUUCCUUCCGGAGAAGAUGGCGGCCCUGCACACGAGGCCAGGUGCCCCAGCCACCCGGCUGGACGGGGCAGAGGAUGGGUCGGAAUGCAGUCCUGAUCGGGAGGAGGAGGAAGAAAAGGAGGAAGAGGUGGAGGAGACGGAAGAGGAGGAGGAGGAGGAGAUGGUAGUGGAGGAAGAGGAGGUGGUGGAGGUGGCGGCAGAGGCGCAGGUGGCAGAGGUGGCGGCAGAGGCGCAGGUGGCAGAGGUGGAAGAGGAAGAGGAGGUGGGGGCCGAGGAGCAGAGCCCGGUGUUGGGGACCCAGGAGCGACUGAAUGGAGAUGGUGAUGCCAAGGCCCCAGGGCUUCAGGAGAAGGCCAUGCAGACCACCUGGGUUCCAGCCAUUCCUGGGGAUGACCUGGAGGAGGAGGAGGACGAGGAAGAGGAUGAUGAAGAAGAGGAGGAGGAAGCUGAGGAUGAUUUCCUAACAGCUGGGUCCCAGGGGCUGGUGACCUUUGAGGAUGUGGCCGUGUACUUCUCCCUGGAGGAGUGGGACAGGCUGGAUGCAGGCCAGCGGGACCUCUACAAGGACGUCAUGCAGGAGAACUACGGGAUCCUGGUGUCUCUGGGAUACCCAAUCCCCAAGCCAGACCUGAUCUUCCACCUGGAACAAGGGGAAGAACCAUGGGUCCCAGACAGCCCCCAUCCUGAAGAGGGAGACAUCGUCACUGGCGUCUACACAGGGGCCUGGUUCUGGACCGACGACAUGGAGGACCACGAGGAGGAAGACGAUGAGGACUUCCUGGCAGAGGUGGCCGAGGAGGAGAAUGAGCCCCCAGGGCUGUGGUCAGCGGCCUAUGGCGUGGGGGACGUGCCUGGGACGUGGGGCCCCGACGACUCGGACUCGGCGCAGACCCCGGAGGGGUGGGGGCCCGACCCAGGUGGCCUCGCGAUCCUGGCUGAUGGAUCCGAGGCGAAACCCUUCCGGGCCAGCCGGGAACCCAGCACGAACCUGCUGGCUCCCUGGGCGUUCCCGGCCACAGUUGCUGCCCCGGCUGGGCGGUCCGAGACUACCUGUGACGUGUGUGGCAAAGUGUUCCCGCAUCGCUCGCGGCUGGCCAAGCACCAGCGCUACCACGCCGCAGUCAAGCCCUUCGGCUGCGACGAGUGCGGCAAGGGCUUCGUCUACCGCUCGCACCUGGCCAUCCACCAACGCACGCACACCGGCGAGAAGCCUUUCCCGUGCCCGGACUGUGGCAAGCGGUUCGUCUACAAGUCACACCUGGUGACACACCGGCGCAUCCACACGGGCGAGCGGCCUUACCGCUGCGCCUUCUGCGGCGCGGGCUUCGGCCGCCGCUCCUACCUUGUCACGCACCAGCGCACACACACUGGCGAGCGGCCCUACCCCUGCCCGCACUGCGGCCGCAGCUUCAGCCAGAGCUCGGCCCUCGCGCGCCACCAGGCUGUGCACACUGCCGACCGGCCGCACUGCUGCCCUGACUGCGGCCAGGCCUUCCGCCUUCGCGCGGACUUCCAUGCGGAGCCCGGGCCUGGGGAGCGCGGCAGCGCCCUGCGGGAGUUUGCGGGUGGGACGAGCUUUGGCUCCGAACAGCCGGCCGCUUUCCCAGGACCCUCGGGCGCCUACGAGGAGACCACCCUAUGCCCACCAUACAGGGUGGAAGACGGAGACCCAGGCGCCUCGUACUGGUGGCGCCUCGGGAGUGUGACCCGAGCCCAUGCGCAGUAA
Messenger RNA from Trichechus manatus latirostris (Florida manatee), 2115 nucleotides. It is a transcript of the gene ZNF316, whose product is annotated as zinc finger protein 316. The record is from RefSeq and is a predicted model, not a curated record. Gene Ontology annotation, biological process: regulation of transcription by RNA polymerase II. The transcript has 7 exons. Lineage: Eukaryota; Metazoa; Chordata; Mammalia; Sirenia; Trichechidae. Gene Ontology annotation, molecular function: DNA-binding transcription factor activity, RNA polymerase II-specific; sequence-specific DNA binding. Gene Ontology annotation, cellular component: nucleus. The coding region runs from base 406 to 2115 and encodes 569 amino acids.